Molecule: messenger RNA, 2037 nt
Organism: Engraulis encrasicolus (European anchovy)
Lineage: Eukaryota; Metazoa; Chordata; Actinopteri; Clupeiformes; Engraulidae
Product: clathrin heavy chain linker domain-containing protein 1-like
Exons: 11
Coding region: 92-1852 (586 amino acids)
Source: RefSeq, a predicted model, not a curated record
CUGACAGCGCGGUUUAUAUGUUGUUUAUUUUGUCUGUGAUCAUGUCAAAGUUCCCCAAAUGCAAUUAGGGUGAUGUUUAGCAUUGGCAAGGAUGUCUAAGCAUUCGGGUCCCUGUGGUGGAGAGUCGCACAUGGGCAUCGAGAGCACUUUUCUGGAGGAGCUGCGCAAGUACAUCCAGUCCGAAAAAGAACAUUUAUCAACAGAAAGGGGCCACGAGGAGCAACGAUUUAUUAUUUACAGCUAUGCUUUUGACAAAGUGAUAGAGCAUGUAACUGCAUACAAGAGAAUUUUAACAACUAUCAAGAAAGAGUACGAAGACUUCAUAAACCAUGUGAAAAAGAGUGGCAGAGAUGCCAAACUGGCUCAGAGGAAGCUGAAGGGAGUGAUUGCACAGCCCACUUCUCUCAUGUACUGUCACAGAAGAGCUGAACAACUUCGAGAGAGGAUUGCAAUCAUUUGCAGAGACACUGCUGAGAUGCAGGCGUUAGGCAAUGCUGAGCUACAGAGAAUCGAACAGAACAGGAAAGACAAGCAACCCUCUGAAGAGCAGAAGGAAUCAGACACAGACAUAGCUCAACCCAUUGGACAAAUACCAGGCCUGUCCUUUGAAGAGUCGAUGAACCCCUCGGCCCUGGCCAACUACCUGGAGGUCCUGGAGAUGAAGCGCGAGGACCUGUGGGACCUGAAGAAGAACCACUACGUCCCCUUGCAGGUCAAGGCAGACCUGGACGCCAAGGUCACCGCCGCCCUCGACCGCAGAGACGAGCUGGUCCUGGAGAACGACCAGCUUCAGCUGCGUCUCCAACAACUGCAGUGUGUGAAUGAAGCUAUUUCCUCCUGGUCGAGAGAGGAAGAUGGUCCAUUGGUUCAGUAUCUCUCUGAAAAACUGAAGAUCAUAGUUGACAUGAAAGUAUCGGAUGCAGUUGAUCAGAGCAGUGGAUAUGAGGAUGACGAUCCCACUAAAGUCAACGAAUCAGAGUUACUUGUUGAAUGCAUUGAGAGGUUCAUAGACCUGUUUGAAAACGGUGAGUAUGAGGCAGCGGCCUUCCAUGCUGCCAAGUCUCCGCACGGGGUGCUCAGGAACAUGGCCACCAUGGAGAAGUUCAAAGCCAUCACAGAGUACCAGGGUGCGGUGCCCCCUCUGCUGCUCUUCUUCCAGGCCAUAAUGAACUCGGUGCAGGACGAGCGUCAGCUGCCUGCUGAGGACCUGUCAGUGGAGGCCGUCCGCUGCGCCCUGCAGCACAACUUUGUGGAGCUCGUCACACACUGGGUCACACAGCGCAGGCUGGCGUAUACCGAAGCUCUCGGUGACGUCAUCUGUGGCCAUGGGGACAAGAAGCUGCGCAUGACGGACACCUGCCUGGCCCUGGCGCAGAUCGUCUACUCGGCCUGUGGCAUGCAGAGGAAGGCAGCCCUCACCAUGUGCAAGAGAGGAAUGACCUUUGGAGCCAUCGAGUACAUUCACCAGAACAAGAACUUCACUGACGAGGACUGCCUGCAUGUGCUGCGCGGGUGUCCCAGCAUGGCGCUGCUGCAGGCCCUGACGCAGGAGUAUAAGGGCCGGCUGGCCAUCCUGUCUGUGGGCUACGCGUGCCAGGCGCUCUUCAACUCCGACCUGGAGGACCUGGCCCUGGACCUACUGGAGGAGAUACACACAGGACGCCAAGGUUCUCUGGAGAAAACCAUUACGGAGGACACCAGGUGCACUGCCAAGGGCUGGCAUGAGAUCGCCAACCACUGCUUCCAGAAGAACUACCAUCAGCUGGCGCAGGAGAUCAAUGGCAUCUUGCAGUAUGCCAUGUGUUUCACGACCGCCAAGGAGGAUAAGCCCAUGGACCAUGUGCUGCUGUAGAGCCGCUAGAGCCCACUAGAGGGCGCUAAUCAGGCAAAUAUAGUAAGUCCCAGGCCUUCAAGGCACUAUUGACAGCUUUUUACCCCCGACAUGUGAUGUUUUUUUUUAAUCAAUAAUAACAGAAUGUUGCCAUACUUUUGGUUAUAAACAGUGCCAUGUUUUACAGUGUCACACUUAUAUUUGCA